CAAAAGUGCCUUUACUUUCAAUUGAAUGUUUUUAUUUCCAUCAUUAAAUUACCCAUGGUAAUUUUCACCCAUCCCCCACUAAAUCGCCCACGUUUCCAAUUAAAUUACAUGCAAUUCUGGCAAGAGACAUUGCAACAUUUUAGUAUUUUUCGAAUCAAUCUGUUUGGCAAUCUUAGUGUCUGUUUCUGGAGCAGGUGGGAUUGAGCCCAGAUCUCCUGGUUCAAGGGACACUCAAACUGCAUUACACAAACCUUUAACAACAUUUUUCCUCUUAUUUAACUUAUUUUUUUAAUCUACAUAUUCAGAAUUACACCCCUGGAGCAGUAGGGACUUGGCCCAGGCCUUUACCAACAUUUAUAAAAAGAGUUGCAUGAAUUCUAAACACCUGAUAAUUGUUCAAUUGCUACUUUUGAACUCUGAGGAAAGGUUAUCUGACCCAAAAUGUUACUCUGAUUUCUCUCCACAGAUGCUGCCAGACCUGCUGAGCUUUUCCAGCAAUUUCUUUAUUUGUUGCCACAUUACAAUGUUGUUUAUUGAAGUCACAUAUUGCAAGGUAGUUUAGAUAGUAAUUCAUAUGACCUGAUCUGUGAGGGUAUGAGCUGGAAGCAACUCAAAUUCCUGCUCAUAUGCAGACACUCAAUGUUCUUUACUAAGCAUGUAUUGAAAUAAUACACCUCAGUAACUGAAUUGUCAAUGGAGAAAGACUGCACACACUGGCCAAUAUUUGUAUAUGGUGCAAAUAUUGUGUGCCAGAUAGUUCUGGAAAGCAAACAAAAAAAGGAUAAAAGUGACAAGGCUAAAAUGCUUGAUGCAAUUUAGAGCAAUUAAUGUAUAGUACAGGCAUAUUAUGAACAUUCACAUAAGCUAAAAGAAACAAUACUAUUCACAUACUAAUAUGCAACUCUGACAUCAUAAUCUCCUUGCUCAAUGUUAUGUUUCAUCAGGCAUGGUUGCUUCUUAACUGUUAACUAUCAGAAUUGUGUUCAGUGGUCAGUACCAGAGAGUUAUCAGUAAACCUUUCCCUCUGCACCAUUUACACGUCAGAUCUUUAGCAGCUUCCCAAAAAUGCAAACUAAUGAUGAAUUUUAUUUUGUUUUGAGAAUUUGAACCCUGAGGCAGUUGAAUUGUUUUAUGAGAUGAUGAAAAGGACUUUAUGAAAUCACAGCAGUUAUUGUGACUGACCUGGGUGCACCUGUAACCAGGCAACAGGUACUCAAAACUAAUCAAGUCAACGCCCCCGCGGAACUAGACCAAUAGGAAGGCGUGACUAUUGAUUGACAGGGGGCAUUGACCAAUAGAAAAUAGGUGUCGAUGACGCAGCGGUACAUAAACAAUACUGCAAUCGUUGGCCGCUCAUUUGAGCGAACAGCUUUCCCGGUUAGAGUAGUUUAGGCAGAGCUUUCGGUAUGCGAGAGAUCGUGCAUCUUCAGGCGGGCCAGUGUGGCAACCAGAUCGGGGCCAAGGUUUGUACAAGUUAGCCACCUCAGGAUUAGGGCUUCUAGGGAAGGGGUGGAAGUGUGAGGAAAUCAAGGGCGUGGCAUGACCCGCCCAGAACAUGCCCCACACUCACGCCCAUUGACCCGAGCGGUGCGGGUCUGAAGAGCGGUGCCGAUGAAUGUCCUGUUUGUGGAGGCCACUCGGGUGUCUGGCUGACGGUUAGACGACGAGGUGCUGGGCGGCAGCUGCCCCGUCCGGGCACGCAUGCGUGCUGCUGGCUCCGCCUCCCGGCGAGGGCGCAUGUGCAGUGGUAGCGGCACGAUCUCCCGCCUGAUGGGUGUCUUCCGCCAGUCUUCCUUUCGCGGGCUGCAGGGCCUCCCAGCCACCUAACCUCACUUGGGCACGACUGACAGAUAAAUGUUCAGGUGGCAAGUAUGUGCCUCGUGCUGUGCUCAUGGAUUUGGAGCCUGGUACUAUGGACUCUGUUCGCUCUGGUCCCUUUGGACAAAUAUUCAGACCAGAUAACUUUGUGUUUGGUCAGAGUGGUGCUGGCAACAACUGGGCCAAAGGACAUUACACUGAAGGAGCUGAACUGGUUGACUCUGUUCUAGAUGUGGUGAGGAAGGAGGCGGAAAGUUGUGAUUGUCUCCAGGGCUUUCAACUCACCCACUCGCUGGGUGGUGGAACUGGUGCUGGUAUGGGCACACUCCUCAUCAGCAAGAUCCGUGAAGAAUACCCUGACAGAAUAAUGAACACAUUCAGUAUCGUGCCUUCACCAAAAGUGUCAGACACAGUCGUGGAACCUUAUAAUGCCACCCUGUCUGUCCACCAGCUUGUGGAGAACACUGAUGAGACUUAUUGUAUUGAUAAUGAGGCUCUGUAUGACAUUUGUUUCCGAACCCUCAAACUCACAACUCCUACUUAUGGUGACCUGAACCACCUUGUAUCAGCCACCAUGAGCGGUGUAACAACCUGUCUGCGUUUUCCCGGUCAGCUCAAUGCUGACCUGCGUAAACUAGCAGUGAACAUGGUCCCCUUCCCCCGUCUGCACUUUUUUGUGCCAGGUUUCACUCCUUUGACCAGCCGUGGCAGCCAGCAGUACCGUGCCCUCACAGUACCUGAACUUACCCAACAGAUGUUUGAUGCCAAAAACAUGAUGGCAGCCUGUGACCCUCGACACGGCCGCUACCUGACCGUUGCUGCCGUUUUCCGAGGACGCAUGUCCAUGAAAGAGGUGGAUGAACAGAUGUUGAAUGUCCAAAACAAAAACAGCACAUACUUUGUUGAAUGGAUUCCCAAUAAUGUUAAGACAGCUGUUUGUGAUAUCCCACCGAGAGGCCUCAAAAUGUCUGCCACCUUUAUUGGCAAUACAACAGCUAUCCAGGAGCUGUUUAAACGCAUCUCUGAGCAGUUUACUGCCAUGUUCCGGCGGAAAGCUUUCUUGCAUUGGUACACUGGUGAGGGCAUGGAAGAGACUGAGUUUACUGAGGCUGAGAGUAACAUGAAUGACCUGGUUUCUGAGUACCAGCAAUAUCAGGAUGCUACAUCUGGAGAGGAGGCUGAAGAGGAAGAAUUAGGAGGAGAAGAAAAUUAAGCUAUAUAUUGUGUAUUAGUCUACAAAGCUUCAGAUGGGCAGUCCUCUUUUGCCAUUCUGCACUUUCUUGUUUUAAUAUCAAAUGCUACUUUGUAAGGGGAAUAAAUUUAAAUAAUUGCAAUGCAGUUUUGUUUGGAGUGUUGUUUUCCAAGUUUGAAUCCAUUGUGUUUGUAUUAUUUAAUGAAAACCCAGACAGUUAAGAGAUCCAUUGCUAAAUUGAUCUAUAUAUGUACAGUGGCUAAGUGAAGAUAUUUUCAUUAUAUGACAAUUGGUAUAAGAUAAAGAAAAAGACUUUUAAUGAGAUACGUGCAGAUAUAAGAGAAUUUUAAAACUUACUAUUCUGUAUCUUAAUAAAAAUCUUAAGUUGAUCUUCUGGUCUACAAAACCGUGCUUCCUGCUGUCACACAUUUUCAUUAUAAAUUCCCAAUACCACUUUUGUACUGGAAAUUACCUGUUUAAACUCAUCAUCGUGUAACUGCAUCAUCUGGUCAGUGGGUUACCUUUCCCACAGGCUCUUCUCAAUGUUUUUAAACAUUGCCAUAAAUAUUUUUGAUCCACCUUCUUUCCCUCAGUAGCAGAAAUAUCUUUGUCCAAAGUAACAAUUAUACAAACUAUAUAUUUUUAAUGACAUAAUUUGUGAUUAAAAUAUAUCCAUUGAAUUGUCUUCUGUGUCUUUUAAUGCCUUCUUAAAACUUUUUGCUUGAAACUGGUUGACUUCUCCCAACAGUUUGAGUUUGGGCAUUAUGGAGAAGAAAUU
Messenger RNA from Chiloscyllium plagiosum (whitespotted bambooshark), 3788 nucleotides. NCBI's taxonomy places the organism in Eukaryota, Metazoa, Chordata, Chondrichthyes, Orectolobiformes, Hemiscylliidae. The record is from RefSeq and is a predicted model, not a curated record.